UUCCUCCUUCUUUCUGUCCCUAUUUAACAGGGACCUUGGGCAUUUCUUGACAAGACAUACUUAUUAUUUCUGUGUCAGCUAAUUCCUUUUCACCUACCUAUAAAAUAAUUCCUGCAAAAUCACUCUGGAAUGGACUAGACCUGAAGUUCUGAUUGUAUAUUGAGGUCAAUCUGUGAUUUUGAAUAUAUAACUGAUAAAUCAUGGAGAGUUCUUAGCUUGCUUUGGAGAAUAAUUUAAGUUACAAAAACAAGCAAUCAAAACGUGACUUGGGACCUGCUAUCAACACAAUGACCAGCUUCAUCCGUCCAGAUGUUAAGAAUUUUGUUGCCUGGGACUAUGUUGUCUUUGCUGCCCUUUUUCUCAUUUCUUCUGGAAUAGGAGUCUUUUUUGCAAUUAAAGACAGGAAAAAAACAACUUCGGGGGACUUUUUGGUGGGCGGACGGCAGAUGACUUGUGGACCAGUAGCCCUGUCUCUCACUGCCAGUUUCAUGUCUGCGGUGACUGUGUUGGGAACGCCAGCUGAAGUGUAUCGUCAUGGCUCUGCCUUCAUUCUCUUUUCCAUAGCAUAUACAUUUGUCAUAAUUUUUACUUCAGAACUUUUUCUACCUGUAUUCUACAGAUCUGGAAUCACAAGUACUUAUGAGUAUUUGGAGCUGAGGUUUAACAAACCUGUUCGCAUUGCUGCAACACUGAUUUACAUAGUACAGACGAUUCUUUACACUGGAGUGGUAGUUUAUGCACCAGCUUUGGCUCUCAACCAAGUGACUGGAUUUAAUCUUUGGGGCUCUGUAUUUGCAACAGGAAUUGUCUGUACCUUCUACUGCACAUUGGGAGGAUUAAAAGCUGUUGUCUGGACAGAUGCCUUUCAACUGGUUGUUAUGCUGAUUGGGUUCUUAACUGUUUUAAUUCAAGGAACUCUUGAGAAUGGGGGCCUUACAAAUAUUUGGGAAACUGCUGAUAAUGGAUCACGCCUCAAUGUAUUUGACUUUGACUUUGAUCCCUUGAGAAGACACACAUUUUGGACAAUUGCAGUAGGAGGAACAUUUACCUGGUUAGGAAUCUAUGGAGUGAAUCAAUCUACUAUACAAAGAUGCAUUGCCUGCAAAACAGAAGUGCAGGCUAAGCUUGCAUUAUAUCUUAAUUUAUUGGGACUGUGGAUCAUCCUGGUAUGUGCUGUCCUUUGUGGAUUGGUGAUGUAUUCCCAUUUUAGAAGCUGUGAUCCCUGGACUGCUAAUUUCAUUUCAGCACCUGAUCAGCUAAUGCCAUAUUUUGUUAUGAUUAUCUUUUCCCGGGCCCCAGGACUUCCAGGAUUAUUUGUUGCAUGUGCCUUCAGUGGAACACUCAGUACAGUGGCGGCAAGUAUUAAUGCUCUGGCAACAGUCACAUCUGAAGAUUUGGUCAAGUACUUCUUCCCACAUCUCUCUGAACGUGUUAACACCUGGAUCAGCAAAGGCUUGUGCAUAGUAUUUGGAGUGGUCUGUACUUCAAUGGCUGUAGCAGCAUCACUCAUGGGUGGUGUUGUGCAGGCCUCACUUAGCAUUCAUGGAAUGUGUGGGGGACCUAUGCUGGGAUUAUUUACACUGGGAAUUGUUUUUCCUUGUACCAACUGGAAAGGUGCCUUUGGAGGUCUUCUUACUGGAAUAACCUUGGCAUUUUGGGUUGGCAUUGGUGCCUUUGUGUACCCUGCUCCCUCUUCAAAGUCCUUACCUUUGCACCUUUCAACAGCUGGUUGUAUAACCAAUAAUUCAGAGACUGUUACUGCAAUGAUGCCUACUUUACCUCCUGUCAGGCCUCAUCUGGCAGAUACCUGGUAUUCUUUGUCAUAUCUUUACUACAGUGCAGUUGGAUGCAUUGGAUGUGUUAUGGCAGGACUUCUGAUCAGUUUUGUGACAGGUCCAAGUAAAGGAAAAGAUAUUAAACCAACAUUAAUUCGUCCAGUCUGUAACAUAUUUUUCUUCUGGUCUCAAAAAUGUAAAACAUUUUGGUGGUGUGGAGUGGAUCAAGAGGACAGCAAAGCCCUUCAUGAGGGACUGAACAAUGAUCGAUUGAAAUAUCUCUCCGAAAAGGCAAAUGCCACCAAUGAGCUCAAGAAUGGUUUGAAUAAAGUAGUUCAGAGUCAUCUGCCUGGUUAUAACCCAUAUGAAAAAUCCUACACUAAUACAAGUGUAGAAAAAGAAUCUCAGUUUUAGCAUGACUCAAAGACAUGCAGUUAACCACAGGAAUUGCAUAGUAUUACCCCAGCUUUUUUUUAUUGGGCGGGGGGGGGGGGAAUCCACUGGGAAUGCAACCAACUGAGGGAACACAUUUUUAUAACUUAAUGGAAAGUAAUUUUAUUUACUAAACUCAUUCCAUAACAGAGGAGGUAACCUAAAACUCUAAGAAGUUAACUUUGUAAAAUGUUUGCUAUUUUAUUUUUAAAGGCUCCGUGUUUUGUUCAUAGUCUGAGCAUUUUAUUAGUCUCCCAUUACUUCUACAUUCAUCUUUUGUUUCUGCAAUAGAUAAAGUAAAACUAUGCUAUAGAUGACACCAUUCAUUUCCAAUUCUACAAUGUCUUUUCUUAGUUUUGUAGGUUUCCAAAUAAACUCCUUAUGGAACAAUU
Molecule: messenger RNA, 2599 nt
Organism: Anolis carolinensis (green anole)
Lineage: Eukaryota; Metazoa; Chordata; Lepidosauria; Squamata; Anolidae
Gene: slc5a12
Product: solute carrier family 5 member 12
Exons: 15
Coding region: 288-2189 (633 amino acids)
Biological process (GO): sodium ion transport; transmembrane transport
Cellular component (GO): membrane; extracellular exosome
Molecular function (GO): lactate transmembrane transporter activity; symporter activity
Source: RefSeq, a predicted model, not a curated record